Molecule: messenger RNA, 862 nt
Organism: Sitodiplosis mosellana (orange wheat blossom midge)
Lineage: Eukaryota; Metazoa; Arthropoda; Insecta; Diptera; Cecidomyiidae
Product: sodium-independent sulfate anion transporter-like
Biological process (GO): transmembrane transport
Cellular component (GO): membrane
Molecular function (GO): sulfate transmembrane transporter activity
Source: RefSeq, a predicted model, not a curated record
UCCUUGUGCACCGUUGUUGAAGAUAUGAACUUGCUGCAACGGAAGGUAUACUUUUGGCACUGGAGCAAAGAGCCGAUGGGCGUUUUGUGUCGUUUAGAUUCGAAAAUGUUCGCACUAUUCAAAGAUGCUCAAACGGAAGACGAGCUACUGAAGUCGGUCAGCUUGGAGAAUGGUAAACAGGGAACGGCCGUUCGAAUUUCGGCCGACGCAUGAUUGUCGAAUAGUAUCACACAUUCCUAUAUGGAAAUAUGAGUAAUAAUACAUCAUACGACUGUUUUUACUUGAAGAAAGGAAAAGUCUGAUCACUUUUACUCGAAGCUUUGAAACGGUGAUAUAUCGAAGAUUCACUCUCAAUCAGUGCUGAUUUUACCAGGAAUCAAUCUCAAAUCAGCACAUAAUAAAAUCGCGCUCAGUCUCGAUUGAUCGAUCCGGACACGAUAAAUGCCUCUGUUUUCUGUGAAGACCUUAAUUUUGUAAACACUUACAUCGUAUAAUUUUCGAGAGGAUUGACACGAAAUCAUUUCAUAAGACGUAAUUCCACUAAAAACUAACCUAAUGAAGAGUCGAACAAACGUAGAUAACUCACCAUUUCACAGUUUAGGGAAAAAUUUGUUAUGUAUUCUGCAUGAUCAAAAAGUUUGUAAAGUUUGUACUCCUGUAUAGAAAAUGCUUAUAACUUUAGUUUAAUCGAUACCACUAUUAAGACGAAUUGUUAAUAUUAUUGUUAAUUCUGUUCAUGUCACAAGCAGCAAAGAAUAUUUAUUGUACGAUGUAAAAUCGUCCAGUAUAUAUGUAUGUAUACAUAAGGUCUCUUUUUUCGUAUAAAAUAAAAUCAUUUAUCAAACAGAGCUCGUGUUUUGAA